Messenger RNA from Neurospora crassa OR74A, 2492 nucleotides. Its product is annotated as UPF0016 domain-containing protein. Lineage: Eukaryota; Fungi; Ascomycota; Sordariomycetes; Sordariales; Sordariaceae. The record is from RefSeq and is a predicted model, not a curated record. Gene Ontology annotation, molecular function: manganese ion transmembrane transporter activity; calcium ion transmembrane transporter activity. Gene Ontology annotation, biological process: Golgi calcium ion homeostasis; Golgi calcium ion transport; calcium ion transmembrane transport. Gene Ontology annotation, cellular component: Golgi apparatus; fungal-type vacuole membrane. The transcript is spliced from 3 exons. Bases 398 to 1915 code for a protein of 505 amino acids.
UUUCCAUCCACUUCAGGUUCCAAAAGCGAAGCUCCAACAGGCUGGAACCCCUGAUUAGGUAAACACUCCAUCUGUCGACAGGCCGCAGAACUUCUAUCGCAACUUUUGCCUCUGGCCAGUUCUGCUCUGAUUCCGCAUUUGGGAACCGACACUGCUGAAUCACCAUCUGCCCGCUAUUCGAUCGCUCUUUACUGUCCCUACGUCCCUAACUUCAUGCGGUGAGACAUCAGUUUUCUGCUUCUUUACCUUCUUUGGUCCGGCGCUAGCUCUUCCCGAAAUCUGGACGAUCACCACGUUUGCGAAGAACGCCGACCGCAAUACUAUCGAUAAACAUCCGCCUUCUGGCAACUCUUGCUCCGAUUCAACGAAAAGACACCGACCCAAAGUCGCCUCCACAAUGAGAUUGCGACAGCUUCUCAUCCCCUCCCUUGCGGCCACUGCCGUCAUCGCGCAGUCGACGACGGAGAGCAGCAAGCAACUCGAGAAGAAUGCGGCUAUCGAUUCCCUAGUCGACGUCCCACCAGUCGCUAAGAAGUAUGGCACUAAAGAUGCGCCUGUUGAUGGCAAGGAUGGGAAGCCGCACGCGGGCCCCUUUGUCGACUUCGAGUCUUCUGCUCCCGAAACCACCAAGGACUUGCCUGUUUUGAAAGACCGCCCAGAAGAUCCUACAAUUGUGGGCGGGAAGAAGAUACCCGAUACCAACGAUGGAGUCAUGGACGACCCCAAUCGACAGGGGCCCAAAGAAGGCACCACAGGUACAAGCGGCGGUGUAAGCGAGAAGACCAAGGAGAGGAUCCUGAAGGAGAACGAGACUGGCGAGAAGGUCGAAAACAAGCCUCAGGCCCCUAAGGAAGCUCCUCCUCUGCCGCACGCAGAGCAGAAGAAGGUGGACAAAGAAACGCAAGACAAACAUGGUGACAAGGCGGCAGACGAUAUCACGGGCUUCGAGAAGCCAGCAAAUCUCCCUGACAAGACACACGACAAAUCCCCCCCUCUACCUGACUCGGCGGGAAGAAUCGACCAUCUAGACGUCCCCAGUGGAGAGAAGACGGGAGCCAGUCUCGGUGAGUCCGGCAAGGGCACUGAAGGCGUCAUCACACCUUUCCACUCUUUCUUCCUUUCGUUCACCAUGAUUCUUUUUUCCGAGAUCGGUGACAAGACAUUCCUCGUUGCAGCCUUGAUGGCUAUGAAGCACGACCGCCUAGUUGUGUUUUCCGGCGCUUUUGCUGCCUUGAUCACCAUGACCAUCCUCUCAGCCGUCUUGGGACACGCUGUACCCACCCUUAUUCCCAAGAAGAUCACCAACUACCUGGCUGCCGCUUUGUUCCUUGUCUUUGGAGCUCGGUUGCUCCGUGAGGGUAUGGCCAUGAGUCCCGAUGAAGGCGUUUCCGCCGAGAUGCAGGAGGUCGAGCAGGAGCUUGAGGAGAAGGAACACCUUGCCCGUAAGCAGGGCCGCAGGAGGUCGAGCGUCUCCCCCUAUAGUCUGGAAAUGGGUCUUGGUAACCGCAAGUCUCGCUCCAAGUCCCGAUUCCCGACGCCGCCUCGCAGCCCCUCCAGCUCGCCCGAUGCACGAAACGCUUCGCCGCGUGGAAGAAACCUUACGGAAUGCCUCGCCGGUUUCAACAACCUUGUGUCUCUUCUGCUGAGCCCAGCCUGGGUCCAAACCUUCGUUAUGACCUUUUUGGGCGAGUGGGGUGACCGCAGUCAAAUUGCAACCAUUGCCAUGGCGGCUGGUCAGGACUAUUGGUGGGUCACGCUCGGAGCUGUUGUCGGCCACGGUAUUUGCACGAGUGUUGCCGUCAUCGGUGGAAAGGCUAUUGCAGGCAAGGUCAGCCUGAAAGUCAUCACCGUCGGUGGUGCUGUUGCCUUCCUCGUCUUCGGCGUCAUUUACCUGGUUGAGGGCUUUUAUUCGUAGACCAACAUGGCUUAUGACGUUCCCGCUUCGAAUGCGUCACUUGUCCCUUUCAGCAUCAUUACAUCAAACUUUCGCACCCGUUCCCUAGAGCUAUUGUUUGUAAUUGCUUCAGACGCCGCAUUGGACAUACACGGCAAGGUUUUCAGAGACUCUUCCUCUUUCUUUUUUUUCUUUCCCCUCGAGAAGGGUUUCUUUUGCUCUGCAACGCAGAGUCAUGCUGGGUCAACCGGAUAAGGCCAUAUGAACAAUAACCUACCCCUGUAUGCCUUGCCGGAACGAUGCGGUCGUGGCUGAUUUUUUUCAUUCUCCUUCCAACCUCAUUUUCUUUAAUCUUUUAACGUUCCCUUACGUGAAGUGUAGUAUCUCAAAGGCAUUGAUGGGAUGGGUGUUGAUAUGGUGGAUAAUGAUACAGGUUGGGGAUACGGACUUCACAUACGUACAGUAUGGGCUAUUGUAACGGUGGACACUAUCCAAAUUAAAUUAGUGUAAGAACAAUUAGAAAAUCGAAACGAAUAAUGACACCACUUAGGGUGAGAAGGGAGGAAAGGGCCAACUUUCAAUGUAAUCUAUUUGCGAC